GCCUGGAGGUCAUAGUGUGUCGAUGCCAGAGCUGAAUCUGUCGCUGAUGCAACACACUGACAGGUCCGACCGGCUUCUCACAUCAUCCACCUCCUGUCUCGGGUAGAAGCCAGGUUUUGAGUCCAGAAGGCCUUGCAUCAUGGCGGAUCAACUAAGCCCAGAUGAAAAGUUUGAUCUCAUCACCAGGAACCUCCAGGAGGUUCUUGGAGAGGAGAAGCUGAAGCAGGUUCUUCAGGAGAGAGAGCUCAGGGUGUACUGGGGUACAGCAACUACAGGGAAGCCCCACGUGGCUUACUUUGUCCCCAUGUCCAAAAUAGCGGACUUCCUGAAGGCUGGCUGUGAGGUCACUAUCCUGUUUGCAGACCUGCAUGCCUACCUGGACAACAUGAAGGCUCCCUGGGAGUUGCUGGAGCUCAGGGUUAAGUACUAUGAGCAGGUCAUCAAGGCUAUGUUGGAGAGCAUCGGAGUACCUCUGGAAAAACUGAAGUUUGUCAAAGGAACGGACUACCAGCUCAGCAGAGAAUACACUCUGGAUGUGUACCGUCUAUCCUCCAUGGUGACAGAACAUGAUGCCAAGAAGGCUGGAGCUGAGGUUGUGAAACAGGUGGAGCAUCCUCUUCUCAGCGGUCUGCUUUACCCUGGACUUCAGGCUCUGGAUGAGGAGUACCUGAAGGUGGACGCCCAAUUCGGAGGAGUCGACCAGAGGAAGAUUUUCACUCUGGCAGAGAAGUAUUUGCCUUCUCUUGGCUAUGCAAAGCGUUCUCAUCUGAUGAACCCCAUGGUUCCAGGAUUGACAGGAGCCAAGAUGAGCUCCUCAGAAGAAGAGUCAAAGAUUGAUCUGCUGGACUCAAAAGAAGAUGUGAAAAAGAAGUUGAAGAAAGCUUUCUGUGAACCAGGAAACAUCCAGAACAACGGAGUUCUCUCCUUUGUCAAAUAUGUCCUGUUUCCACUACGCGGAGAAUUCUGCGUCAAAAGGGACCCCAAGUGGGGAGGUGACAAAGUCUACACUGUAUUUGAGGAGGUGGAGAAGGACUUUGCUGAGGAGUCGAUCCACCCUGGAGAUUUGAAGGCCUCUGUUGAAGCAGCACUAAACCAACUCCUGGAACCAAUCAGAAAAAAGUUUGAGUCGCCUGAACUCCGCAAACUCACCAACUCUGCCUACCCUGACCCCUCUAAGACAAAAUCUGGAGGUAAGGGCGCCAAAGGAGGAGGAGGAGGUGGUGGAGAUGACGAUGAGCUGGCCCCGUCCAGACUGGAUGUACGGGUGGGCAAAAUCAUCAGUGUGGACAAGCAUCCAGAUGCAGAUUCUCUGUACCUGGAGAAGAUCGAUGUCGGAGAGGCGGAGCCAAGGACGGUCGUCAGUGGGCUGGUCGCAUAUGUUUCACAAGAGGACUUGCAGGACAGACUGGUGUUAGUGCUGUGCAACCUCAAACCCCAGAAGAUGCGAGGAAUUGAAUCUCAAGCCAUGCUGCUAUGUGCCUCCAUUGAGGGUGAUCCCAGGAGGGUGGAGCCUCUGGACCCUCCAGAAGGUUCUUCACCAGGGGAACGGGUCUUUGUUGAGGGGUAUGAGACAGGAAAACCAGACGACAGACUCAACCCAAAGAAGAAAAUCUGGGAGAAACUACAGGUUGACUUGAAGAUAUCAGACGAGUGUGUAGCCCAGUGGAAAGACAAGCACCUGAUGACCAAACUAGGACAGAUCACAUGUAAGACACUAAAAGGAGGUAACAUCAGUUAAAUACACACAUCGUACAAGCUGCUUCUGCCAACCGUGCUACACCAAGAAUAUGUUCAUCGCCCAUCGCCGUGGCAACAACAUUAGAACUUCAUCAGGAUGGUUCUUGGAGAAUGAAUGGACAGUGAUAGUACAACUCUGUUAUUUUGUUUCAACCAAAAUACGCAACUUCAAGAGCCACAUAUGAAGCGUACUUACCUGUAAUUUUGACAACGUGUGAUACAUUAGACUUGUCAGUUAUAUAAACAAAAUGAAUCAACCGACUUGGUGUUUCUUGAUCGCUGCAGCCCAGGUCACUUACUUCUUCAAUUAGCGUAUAAGAAAUAGCUCAGGUGUCUUCAAGGGAAUUCGUGUCACAUUACUGUUAAAAAUUUUCCAUAGUCAGAUGCUUUUUUGCCUUCAAAAUAAAUGUUGGUAGUGGCCAAAUUAAUCAACACAGAUUGUGUACUUCAUUGCAGACAAUAUUUGUAUGUCGGGGAUAGUACUGUAACUGUCAUAAUCCAACAAUGCAUCAUCUCUAAUAUGAAAUAAACAGUGGUUAAAUUCUGUGGCGUGCAGAAA
This is a messenger RNA of Sphaeramia orbicularis (orbiculate cardinalfish), 2296 nucleotides long. RefSeq names its product tyrosyl-tRNA synthetase 1 (gene yars1). The record is from RefSeq and is a predicted model, not a curated record. Gene Ontology annotation, biological process: tyrosyl-tRNA aminoacylation. The transcript has 14 exons. The coding region runs from base 140 to 1738 and encodes 532 amino acids. Gene Ontology annotation, molecular function: ATP binding; tyrosine-tRNA ligase activity; tRNA binding. NCBI's taxonomy places the organism in Eukaryota, Metazoa, Chordata, Actinopteri, Kurtiformes, Apogonidae.